CAUUUGCCCACUACACCUUCAACGUGCUGGAACAGAUUGCUCCGUCUACAAUCUACAUUUAUAAUAUACACACUCGUAAUAGCUGUUGUCGCGUCGCAAUCGAGGAACCAACGUUUCAUUCGUACCAAUUAUCGACACAAAUUAAAAAUGACAAAUCUCGCGCCGAAAAUUAAACUGAACAAUGGCCAGGAAAUGCCCGUCCUCGGCCUGGGCACCUGGAAGUCGUUCGAAUCGGAGGCCUACCAGGCCACCUGCAGUGCCAUUGACAUUGGCUACCGGCACUUCGACACCGCAUUCGUCUACGAGAACGAGACGGAGGUGGGCCAGGCGGUCCGGGAGAAGAUUGCGGCGGGUGUGAUCAAGCGGGAGGACAUAUUUGUCACCACGAAACUGGGUGGCAUCCACCACGAUCCCGAGCUGGUGGAGCGCGCCUUCAGACUGAGUUUGAACAACCUGGGACUGGAGUACAUCGACAUGUACUUGAUGCAUCUGCCCAUUGGCCAGAAGUUCCACAACGACAGCAAUGUCCACGGCACUUUGGAGCUGACGGAUGUGGACUAUCUGGACACCUGGCGGGAGAUGGAGAAGCUGGUGGACCUGGGCCUGGCCCGCAGCAUCGGCCUGUCCAAUUUCAACGCCGCACAGACGGAGCGUGUUCUGGCGAACUGCCGCAUCAAGCCGGUGGUUAACCAGGUGGAGUGUCACCCGGGCUUCCAGCAGCAGAAGCUGCGUGCGCAUGCCAAGCAGCACGGCCUGGUGAUCUGUGCCUACUGCCCGUUGGCCCGUCCCCAGCCCGCACGCCAGUGGCCCGCGUUCAUCUACGAUGAUCAGGCACAGCGGCUGGCCAAGAAGUAUGGACGCAGUACUGCCCAGAUCUGCCUGCGAUAUCUCAUUCAAAUUGGUGUGGUGCCUCUGCCCAAGUCCUCCAACAAGACGCGGAUUGAGGAGAACUUCAAAGUUUUCGACUUCGAGCUGAGUCCCGAGGAUGUCAAGGCCAUGGAGGGAUAUGAGACGGGACAGCGAACAGUCCCCUUCUCGGGCAUGUCGGGCCACAAAUACUAUCCAUUCAAUGACGAGUUCUAGACAUCUACCCUAAGUAUUUUUCAAAUAAAAUGUUGUGUAUUAUAACUGUGGAAUCUGUUAGAAAGGCGAGCUAAUCAGCUUUUGUAAUGGGGCUGCCUCCUUGAUAAAGGUGGGUACACUUUGGCAUCUUAUCUUGGGUAUGUAUCUCAUGACAGUAAAGUUUUGGGUAUUCGAAUUAAAAAUAGAUGAAAUGAAAGAACCCUCGUGUUAGGUACACAAACAGGUACAUGGAUGUAUGUAUUGAAUAGAAUGUGGCAAUUGCCUCCCAGACGCAUCACAAUCAUAUCUGUUCAAGUGCUGAGACACAGUUUCUUAUCACCAAAAACAGAUUUAGAAAUUGUGAAAAUCAUAGUGUUCCAUGGUAGGACGGGGCGACCUUGGAGAGUGAUACCAAUGUGACGAGUGGCAGCACCGAUCAGUCUUGAGCUUUCGAUAACCUGUCGACCCAGCCCUGGGAAAACAUAUGUUUGUAUGCUGUCGUUGCAGAGCACUAGUCCCCAGAAUCAGCGAAAUAUAUAGGAAAAAGCCGAAACAUGUCAAUAAUAUUUAAACGCAGCAUUCGCACACCCUGGCUUCUAAAGUUCCAGCGCUCAGCCGGGCGAUGCCACUGCCAAAACAAUUCCAAAGAACUUGCUCGAAGACAAACAAACGGCUGUAUUGCAGAAGGAGAAUGGAGUCACCUUCGAUAAGCGGCCGUUCAAGAUACACCUAGACAAGG
This is a messenger RNA of Drosophila obscura, 1801 nucleotides long. Its product is annotated as aldo-keto reductase family 1 member B1. Gene Ontology annotation, molecular function: aldose reductase (NADPH) activity. The record is from RefSeq and is a predicted model, not a curated record. NCBI's taxonomy places the organism in Eukaryota, Metazoa, Arthropoda, Insecta, Diptera, Drosophilidae. The coding region runs from base 148 to 1083 and encodes 311 amino acids. The transcript is spliced from 2 exons. Gene Ontology annotation, cellular component: cytosol.